GUCAAGUUGUUCAUCAUCGCCUACAUCUCGAAGUUCCUCUUCUGCAUGCCCGGGCUAGACGGCGUGCUGGACCACGGCAGAUACGACGCGCUGGCGUACCACCAGAAGGUGCCGCUGUGCCGCGCCUCCGAGUUGCAGGGCCUGGACGACGAGGAGGCCCCCCGCCGCCCCCCCCGUCGGGGGGCCGCCGCGCGCCCCGCGGCCGUCCGGGGGGGCAGCGCCAGGGUCAGGGCACCUGUUCCACGCAGAGUGCCUGGACCCGUGGGUCGAGGUGCACGGCACGUGCCCCACCUGCCGCAUGGACCCGCUCAGCCAGCGCCAGCGGCGGAGCCACACCCGCGGGGCCGAGGGCCGAGGCUGGCACAGGCGCUGGCGGGGCCUCCUCUCCCGCUUCCGCGAGGAGGAGGACUGAGCUCCCGCGGGCGCGCGGGGAGAGGAGGCUCUCUGCCGCCCCGCAGGGCAGGCAGCCAUGCAGGCAUGUCCCCAGAAACACCCUCUGGCCGAAUCCAGGCCCUUGCGCUCCAAGGUGCUUGUACAGCUGUGCCAGCUGCGGCUUGCGCACACUGCAUUCUGCUUGCGAGGCGCUCAAUGUUUCACCAGUGA
Molecule: messenger RNA, 603 nt
Organism: Prorocentrum cordatum
Lineage: Eukaryota; Dinophyceae; Prorocentrales; Prorocentraceae
Source: the annotation of a GenBank genome assembly